AGUUUCUACACACCCUCACAGCAGUCAUUACUCAAACACAUGUACRCUUCCAGCAAUAAACAUAUGGAGUACUACAGCUUCCUCCUUCUGUGGAUCUGCAGCCAACAUUUAGGUCUCCAUGACUGCUUCAACAUUGACACAAAGAGACCCCGGAUUAUCAAAGGCCCUAAACAAGCCCAGUUUGGAUACACUGUCCAACAACACGUGGCUGCAGGGGGAGAAAAAUGGCUAUUAGUUGGGGCCCCUUAUGAAAUGACUGGCCCUUAUCAAACAGGGGAUGUUUAUAAAUGUUCACUGAGCAAACGAAUCAAUGGCAAUGGCUGCCUGAAGCUCAAUUUAGGAAAGAUAUCCCUGACCAACGUGUCAGAGCGAAAAGACAAGAUGAGGCUGGGAAUGACCCUCACGACUAACCCUAAAGACAACAGCUUUGUGGCGUGUGGGCCUUUGUGGUCAUACGAGUGUGGCAGCUCCUACUAUAGCACUGGAAUAUGCUCCAAAGUGAAUUCAGGUUUCAAGUUCUCCAGGACAAUUAUGCCUGCUUUUCAAAGAUGUGAAACCUUUAUGGACAUAGUGAUUGUUCUCGAUGGAUCAAACUCCAUUUACCCCUGGUAUGAAGUGCAGGAUUUCCUUAUUAACAUUCUUCAAAAGUUUCAUGUUGGACCGGGUCAAAUCCAGGUUGGAGUUGUUCAGUAUGGUGAGCAGGUGGUCCAUGAAUUCCAACUCAGUGAUUAUAAAUCAGUUGAGGAGGUGGUAAAAAGGGCCAAAAGCAUCGACCAGCGUGGCGGAGAGGAGACCAACACGGCUCUUGGCAUCAACACAGCACGCUCCCAAGCGUUCAAACAGGGAGGUCGGCGUGGCGCCAAGAAGGUGAUGAUAGUGAUAACUGAUGGUGAGUCACAUGACAGCCCCGAUCUCCAGCAAGCUAUCGAGGACUGUGAGAAGGAUGGCAUCACCCGUUAUGCCAUAGCUGUGCUUGGCUACUACAACCGCAGAGGCAUCAAUCCUGAGGCCUUCCUCAAUGAAAUCAAGUACAUUGCCAGUGACCCAGAUGACAAACAUUUCUUUAACGUGACAGAUGAGGCGGCGCUGAAAGAUAUCGUGGACGCUCUUGGGGAACGCAUCUUCAGCCUGGAAGGAACCAGUAAGAACGGGACAGCGUUUGGCCUCCAGAUGUCACAGGCAGGUUUUUCCGCACACAACGUGGAGGAUGGGAUUUUGGUGGGAGCUGUUGGUGCUUAUGACUGGAAUGGAGCAGUGCUGAAGGACACACGGCAGGGGAAAGUGAUUCCUCCAAAGUCAUCCUACACGCAGGAGUUUCCCGAAGAGCUCAAAAAUCACGGUGCCUACUUAGGUUACACAGUAACGUCUGUGGUGUCUUCAAAAAGUGGUCGUCUGUUCGUAGCGGGAGCCCCACGAUUUAACCACACCGGCAAAGUCAUCAUCUUCACUUUGAAUAAUUCAGGCAACCUAACCAUCCUGCACUCACUCAAAGGUCACCAGAUUGGAUCCUAUUAUGGGAGUGAGAUUGCACCUGUGGACUUUGAUGGAGACGGAAUAACUGACAACCUUUUGGUGGCUGCACCAAUGUACUUCAACGCAGGCUUAGAGAAAGGAAAGGUCUACAUCUACAGAAUAACAGAACCGAAUCGUUUCAUCCCUGAAGGAGCUUUGGAAAUUCAUAAUGGUGGGCAGAAUGCUCGCUUUGGCUCGUCCCUCGCUCCUGUCCCCGAUCUCAAUGGUGAUAGCUUUAAUGACUUGGUGGUGGGCGCUCCGCUGGAAGACGACCACAAAGGAGCCAUUUAUGUUUUCUUCAGCCAGCACAACAGAAUCCUGCGCAAAUAUAAACAGAGGAUAGCAGCUGUAGAUUUGGCUGCAGGCCUGCAGUACUUCGGUCGCAGUAUUCACGGCACAAUGGACAUGAAUGAUGACGGUUUGGUGGACCUGGCAGUGGGUUCUCUUGGUGCUGCUAUUCUUCUCUGGUCAAAGAGUGUCGUGCGAAUUUAUACCACCGUCAGGUUUGAGCCCAAUAAGAUUAACAUCUUUGUGAAAGACUGUCAGAGAGGUGGCAAAGACGUGACCUGCAUGUCAGUCAUUGUAUGUUUCAACAUCACCGCCAGGACAGCCAUUCCACCCACACAGGAAAUUGGGAUCAAAUAUAACGUGUCCAUUUUGGAGAGACGCUUCAAUCCUCGAGCCAUCUUUGAUCACCCAAAUAAGCUGCAGCUCCAAAACCUGACGCUCUUUCCGGGGGAAGAAACCUGUGAACACUUUUAUUUCCAYGUCAUGGAGACCACAGAUUAUGCAAGACCCAUAGUGUUUGCAGUGGAAGUGGGGCUUCAAGAUUCAGACCAGGGACCAGUUCUGGAUGAUAGCUGGCCUUCUCUGGUGAAAACAGAGCUGCCCUUCUGGAAUGGUUGUGAUGAAGAUGACAACUGCAUGCCAGACCUGUCACUGCAGAGCUCCACCAACCUGAUGACUCGAAGUCAGUUCUGUGCUCGCUCUGUUCGGUCUCAUGGUGCUUUCUGCCGUCAUCAAAGUGACGGAGGAAUGGGGAGUUUGCUGCGGGUGCUUGAGGGAAACACAAGAAGAUUCUUGCUGGACAUCAAACUGGAAAAUAAAGGAGAGAAUGCCUACAAUGCUCAGCUCAACAUCACCGUCACUCCCAAUCUACGCUUCUCUAGUCUCAUCGUCAAAGAUACAUCUGAUAUUAAGAUUGAUUGUUACACGGAGGACAGAAUAAAUAACGAGAAGAUCUGCAACAUCAGUGCACCAUUUAUGCGAGCCAAAACACAGGUAUCGUUYCGCCUGGAGUUUGAGUUCAGUCCUAUUAUCCUGCUGGAUCACCUCAGAGUUAUCCUCAAAGCCACCAGCGAUGGUGAGGAAACAAACCCAACAGAUAACUCCAAUGAUAUCUAUUACUGGCUAAAAUACGAAGGAGACCUUCUAUUUACAAAGGAUUCAAACCCGACUCGGUACGAGAUCAAGUCAGAGCUCUCGCUGGAGGAGCCUGGAGUUAUCGGCCCUCCUUUUAACUUCACUUUCCAGAUUAAGAACCUUGGAUACUUUCCAGUAAGGAAUUUACAGCUGAACAUCGAGAUCCCAGAGAUGACAAAAAAUGGGAACCGGCUCCUGGAAAUAUUUGACCUGCAUGUUGACCAGAGAAACGGCACACACUGUUUACCUCCUCAGCAUAUAGCAGAGAGCAGAGCUUCACCUGAGGAUCUCUCCCGUUUCUUCCGCUUGAACCGAUCCAACACACUGACUCUGCCGAUCCAGUGCACAGUCAGUGUGGUUUCCCACAAAGAGAUUGCAGUCAGAAUCACAGGAGCGCUGAGGAUAGAUACGUUACACGCACUGAAGUUUAAAAUCCUGGAGCUGGUAAGCAGUGCAUCAGUGGAGCUGCCCUCCUCCAGCCCCAUGUUUCUACAUGAAGAGAGGCCUGUCAGACACAUAAUCCUGGAGAUCAGGAAGGAAGGAGAUUAUAGAAUCCCUAUCUGGAUUAUUAUUGGCAGCACGCUGGGAGGACUCUUAUUGUUAGCUCUUCUCAGUCUGGCCCUGUGGAAGCUCGGGUUCUUCCAGAGGCAGAAGCGGAAAGAGAAGGACGAGCAGGAAGCCAACGGGAAGGUGGCUGAAGAGCGGUAACGCAGGGUGAGGGCUCCCAGCAGACACCUYUCCCACAGAGGACACUCAGGGACCAGAUCGCCUCCCCACUGCUCCCCAGCGCCACAGCGGCAGCACCUWGGUGGCGUCACAGGACCACGGAUGCAAGGCUUAUUCAGUGCACUGGACCUGUCCUACAACAUAGCCCCCGACCUUUGAGUCGGCCUUGUCUCUCUCACAUAACAUUCCUGCACUGCUACAAUACUGGAUCUGUUUUUACUGACGUAUUCCACACGUUCGUUUCUAAAUGUCUGAAGAGCAAUGGGACGAAUUUUGAUUUGUUUCGAAAAGUUUGGACUUUUUUCAUCUUUGUGGCUGAAAAACAGUCAUUUCCUGUUUAAUCUUUUCAUGAUGUGUAUUUAUUUAACUUUUAUUAAACAUGAAAAAAGCUGGUAUUACAUAAAAAAAUUAAAAAUAAGGGUGACGCCACCCUAUAGGUUUAUAAAUGUAAAAAUGUUGUAAUGUAUAUUGAAUUUAAUGUUUAAACGUUGUUGUCUUUUUAUAUCUGGAACAUCAUCAUUCAUAAUUUAAGAAGAAACAAAACUCAAUUGAAGCUUUUUGGUGUUUAACUUUUUAAAUAUUUUUUACAAGCAGACUUUUUUAUUCUACAGCUAGGAAAACACACAAGAUUGUCUUUAAACAUUUUGAUGCACUUUUUAAAUAAUAUUGACUUUGUAAAUAGCCAAGUGCCUUUUAAUAUCCUUUUCAUAUUUGUUUAUACAAUUUUUCCACAUUACAUAUGGCACUUCCUUUUUAACUUAAGAAAAGCAUCCACAAGUGAUGGGAUUAUUACAGUAUGAGACAAUUUCAUGCCUUUUACAUGCACUGCAUCAGAGCAUAGGGCGUGCAUCAAAYACUGACAGCAAUUCUUCAAGAUUACAUGAGUGGGGUGUGGGGGAGUUACUAUGUACAGUAUAUUCCAGGCACAUAGUUCAAUUCUGUACCACAAUCAAGUAACUGUGUUACCUUCAGUUAUAA
Molecule: messenger RNA, 4638 nt
Organism: Austrofundulus limnaeus
Lineage: Eukaryota; Metazoa; Chordata; Actinopteri; Cyprinodontiformes; Rivulidae
Gene: itga11a
Product: integrin, alpha 11a
Exons: 30
Coding region: 40-3642 (1200 amino acids)
Biological process (GO): cell adhesion mediated by integrin; cell-cell adhesion; cell-matrix adhesion
Cellular component (GO): integrin complex; external side of plasma membrane
Molecular function (GO): integrin binding
Source: RefSeq, a predicted model, not a curated record